Molecule: messenger RNA, 7564 nt
Organism: Biomphalaria glabrata
Lineage: Eukaryota; Metazoa; Mollusca; Gastropoda; Planorbidae
Product: sodium-coupled monocarboxylate transporter 1-like
Exons: 8
Coding region: 781-2661 (626 amino acids)
Biological process (GO): sodium ion transport; transmembrane transport
Cellular component (GO): membrane
Molecular function (GO): symporter activity
Source: RefSeq, a predicted model, not a curated record
AACAGUAUUAUCUUUAUAUAGAUGUAAAAUAAAUCGUUUCUGCACACAAACUAAUUUGAGAGAUGAACACGUAAUGAAAUGUAAUCUAUGUUCACAAAAUGUUCAAAUACUAGAACUGACAGACAGACUUAAUAUUACCAUCUUGUUUGCUUCUGUCCUUGUUUCACGUAGAUGUAUUAUCUUGUAUAAAUUUGUACAUACACCAUCACAUCAUGUUCAGAUCCAGCGUUUCAGUGUUUCUCCACCUUUUUAAAAAAUCUAUCAUGCAAAGUAUGACUACUCACGUAACAAUGUGAUUCUUAUUCACCAGCGGACAUGCAAACAGAAAAUGUUAACAAUCAGUAGCAACGUUGCUUGACAUUCCUUCCUGGUGCUCCUAACUGACGUACCGAUGCCCCCUUGGAUACCUUUCCCACAAUUUGAGAACUCUCAGAUCAUUAAUGACGUAAAACUUUUUUUGUUUCCUAACUUAUGGAAUGAAGAGUCUGUCCCACCUGUGUAUGUAAACGACUUGAAUUUACUUUUAUCUAAAAGGCCUAGAUUUCGUUUAGGCCUGUAGAGCAUGAAGGGAAAAUGAACUAGAUCUAGAUAACUAACAAAAUGAUGCACCGAUGCCAUAGACUUUGUUUUUUGUUUGCUAACCUGUUGUUUUGUUUUUUAGUCACGUCUGUAUGUGACGUGCUCAAGUUAACUAUUCUUAGAUUCAAGGGACACAUCUUACUGACUUUGUGAAUUCUAGUCUCAAUUUGUGUUGUGUUUAUUUUUCUUGAUUGAGAAGAAAUGAGCACUAAUGUCAGCCUACAGAUAGCCGACUAUGUGGUUUCUGCAGUCAUGUUAUUUAUUCCACUGGCCAUUGGAGUUUUUUUCGCCAUUAAAGACGCAAAAAAAUCGAAUCGGGAUGAAUAUUUAUUGGGCGGGAGAAAGAUGUCAAUGCUUCCUGUGGCCUUGUCAAUCUUUGCGACAUUCGCAUCAGCCAUUUCUUUAAUGGGAGUUCUAACAGAGGUGUACUAUAAUGGAGCCAUGCACCCAACUUUUCAACUCGGAUUUGGUUUGGCGCAUGUGGUGGGCUACGUGACUAUGAUUCCUCUCAUCUACCCACUGCAAAUGACCAGUAUCUAUGAAUAUUUACACCUGAGAUUUCAAUCAGAGCUCGUACGUAACUCUGUGCUAAGUAUUGCGAUGAUACAAACAUUUUUCUACAUGGCUAUUGCAUUACUUACACCUGCCCUUGGCUUACAAGCUGCUGCUGGGAUACCUCUGUAUGUGUCUGUGUUAAUAGUCGGCUCUAUUGGCACAAUUUACACGGCAAUAGGCGGCAUCAAGAGUGUUGUGUGGACGGACGCCUUCCAGUGUUGUAUUAUGUUCACUGGACUCUUGGUCAUGAUUGGAAAAGGAGUUUUACUUGUGGGUGGAGUGGAUAAAGUCUGGUCUAUAGCAGAAGCAGGAGGCAGAACCAACUUCAAUCAGUUCAGUCCUGACCCCAGGUCUCGUACUACUUGGUGGGGUACACUCAUAGGCGGCUGUUUCAUGUGGCUGGCCAAUAUCUUCAACCAGUCCUCCACACAAAGAAUCUGUUCAAUGAGGACGAUGAGAGAAGCCAAAAUGACUUACAUCAUUAACAUCGGUAUUUUCCUGUGUUACGGAAGUUUAUUAUUUUCUGUCGGCAUUGUUAUCUAUGCGUAUUUUGAGCACAUCCAGUGUGACCCUUACAAGGCUGGAUUUAUCACAAAUAAAAAUCAGCUUUCAACAUAUUUCGUUCUGCAUGUUUUACAAGACCUACCUGGCAUGUCUGGACUUUACAUGUCUUCCAUCUUUAGCGGUGGAUUGAGUACACUGUCUUCUGGAAUGAACGCACUGGCUGCAAAUACAGUUGAAGACAUACUUCAGCGACCACUGAGAAACUUCACAGAGCAAAGGACAACGCUAAUAACUAAACUCAUUGUCCUGAUCUAUGGCGUCCUCAUCAUCGUUGUGGCAUACCUGGCCAAAGAUCUGACAGGAAGCGUAUCACAGAUAAGUCUGUCCGUGUUUGGAGCUUGUGGGGGUCCUAUACUUGGUGUCUUUUUGCUGGGCGCCUGUGUUCCUCGGGGGAACAAAUAUGGCGCACUGGUAGGUGGCGCCUUGGCUUUGGCAUUAACCAUGUGGAUGUCAGUCGGUAAUCAGCUGUACGGCAAUCCACCUCCACCAUUACCGUCCCCGUCAACUGACAUGUGUUUCAGCAAUACAUCUGACCAUUUCCUCUCUUCGUCUGAUUGGACAAACAGAUCUGACCAUUUCCUCUCUUCGUCUGAUUGGACAAACAGAUCUGACCAUUUCCUCUAUUCAUCUGAUUGGACAACUUACAAUUCUACCUGGCAAACGAACAACUUGUCUAUUUACACAAAACUUGUUUCAUCAGAUCAGAUGGACGCCGCUCGCCCUUUAUUCUUGUACCAAAUUUCUUACGAGUGGUACGGCUUUAUCGGUACCAUUAUCAGUUUUGUCGUCGGUCUCCUGGUCAGUCUCUGUACUUACAAAUGUCCACAGCAAUCGCCAAAUGUGAGACUUAUAUUUCCGAUCCUGGCAAAAGUAUGGUCUCUUGAUAAUGUAAACAAUUUGAGCAAUACUAUACCACACGACAAAAGACUGGAUUACGAAUUGCAAGUACAGGCUCAGAUAUGAUUUUUAAAAUAUAUAAAUGUAAAGUUAUAAGGAUUAAAUAUAUUUUUUAUGCAUAGAAAUCGUUAGAUUUUUUUUCAACGUCUUGUUUUAUUUUCAAAGCAAUAUAUGCUGUAAGACUCUCACUAUCUAGGCUCUCUGUUACAUUGCACCACACGACACUGUCAAUUCAAAGAAAUUGACAGCUCGGGGCUCCAAAGUAAGGUAAUACUUUAAUGUCCAAUAAAUCAAAUAAUCAAAUGCUUCACAUUUGAGAAGGGUAUCAACUAUGUAACUGUAAUGAAACAACAAAUACUAGUAUACCAAUAACAUGGCUUUAUUCGACACAAUUAGACUACAGUAAACAGUGAAUGAAACCAGCACGUUUCGCAUAACACUGAUGCAGUACUAAACACACACAAACUGGAGAUGAAACACAAACACACUGGACAUGACCUUCCGACACGCUGGACGCACGCAGAAAAUCAACUCAGUUACACUACAAUCACCCCGCCUAAAAGUUAUAGGAACAUAAACAUGUAAAUAAUAGUGAAGGACAACGAUUUAGGAGGCCUAAGUAUCCCUACAGAAUAUUUACAGAGUAACUCUAUUGAAAAGCAUUGUAUAACUAUAAAUAAACACGUUAUACACUAUAAAAUUAUCAGUGCCUAAGUGUAACAUUAGGUUAGACCAGUAGAGAAAGUAGUCUUGAAUAAUAAUGUAAUAAGUAAUACAAUACAAAAAGUCCGACUACAAAAGCUAUACACUAUGAAAUGAUCAGUUCUAAGUGUGUCAUAUUAAGCCUACAGACACUGGGUUAGAACUUUUGAUAUGGAAAAAUAAGUAAAUAAAUGUUAGACCUUAUAAUUAGGUCUGCUUGUUCUUGGUCUUAGGUUAUAAUUACCAGGACCAAUACUGCCGUCGUUUUGAAUUGGUGACAUCGGCGGCUCUCCAACUGUGUGAUAGAGCUUGUCUUAGGCUCAAUGUCUUCAUGUUCCAUAUGUUGAUACACCUCUGAUUCUCCCUCUCUUGGAGCGGGGUCCAAAUGUCGCAGUGACACUGUUUCUUCUCUUCCACCAGGAAGUCUGACAAUGGCAUACUGUGGGUUGCAUGUGAUUAAGUCCACAGCUAUUGUACCAUAGUCAUAUUUUGGAUGCACGGACUCCCUUUUUUAACAACACUUUUCCUGGCUGAGUUAACCAUGUCGGGAGUGAUUUGCCAAAGGUGGACCUGCGAUAAAACUUGAUUAUUGACGAUUCGUUUUUGUGAGCGCAUAUCAUGAGGAGGAGGAAGGUUCCUUAAAGCCUGGAAUAUUUCAGGGUCUGGUUUGAGUAGGCCUUUUGAAAUUUCGUAUUCCAAUAGGCAAACUUUGUCAGUGGCUAUCGUACUUUUGUCUUCAUUAAAUGUGAUCCCAUACUUUCUAGAACCAUCUAGAAAUCUUUGCAGAUUGUUUGACUGCAAUCAAUGACCAUCCUUCUUUUAUGUCUCUCGUUUGCUGUCACAAGCACCUGUGCUCUCCACUCUCCAGGUAGACCUUGAGGGUUCAAUGAUUUUGUCCGAGAGGAGUUUUUUUUUUACUUCAGACUCAAUAAAUUUGUUAUCACCUAUUCCACCUAGCCACCGGUCUACAGUCAGAAGUUAGAUAACUGAAUAGGCUCGGUGUUUCGACUCGUGCUGCUUUAAGACCACAGAUGUCUAAGGGAUUGCGUUUUCCCCCGUACGGUAUGGUCAAAUCUUUAUGAAGACUUAUAAAUUCUACACCAAGGAUUACAUCCGAGCACAAUCCAGCAAGUAUAGAGAGUUUGACCUUUUUGUAGUGUUCUCCCUUGCAUUGGACAUCGGCAAAUGUAUGUCCUAAUGUCUUUUCAGAAAGAUGUGUAGUGGCCAUGAAUAUUCUGUUUGUAGAAGGGCGUACUGGCCAUUUAUUUCUCUUGACGAUGGCUUCUGAUAUGUAGCUUUCACAGCUGCCAGUGUCUAUGCAACAACAACCCGUUGACGUUCACUUGGGCCGUAGACUGUGUAAGCCCAGAGAAAUGCGUUGAUGAAAAGGUACAUGGAGUUAUCACACUGGUCAGUGAAAUUUUGCUGGCAGCUAUGGUGGCUGUUGUUUUACUUGAGUUACAAACAGUUUGAAGUGUCCCUUUUUACCGCACUGAUGACAUAAUGCAUUUCGAGCAUGGCAUUCAGUCCUAGAGUGUCUCCUCCUACCACAGACGUAGCAUAGCGACUUAAUGGCAUUCAAGUUUUUCAUUUAUUAUAACACCUAAGUAGUUUGCAUUUUUAGUGGUAUACCAUGAAUAAGAUAGGGGAAAUUAAUGUUUUAGUUUUUUAUGUUACUGACAUUUUUCUGGUUAGAUUACUUGUCUGAAACUUUCAAAAAAUGAGAACGAAGAAGAUUUUUAGCGGCUCCCGAAAGGGGAAAAGACGCUAUUAGUUUUGUGUGGCCUGUCUGUCCGUCUGUCUGUCCCGUUGAGAUCUCAGAAACUAGAAGAGAAAAUGAAAAUCGGACAUCAUGAUUUUUAAAUCAUUCAAAGUUCUAAUGCAACGGCUACUUUUUUCUUUUCCUAAAGUGAACCAUCUAAUUUUUAAAACUAUCUAUGCAAGCAGAUUUUUCAAAAAUUAAACCACUUUUAAAUGAAAAAUUUAGGGGAGGUAAGCCUUUUAAAAGCUUCACAUGCUUCUUCAUUAAUAAAUCAAGCUUCAUUCAUAGAUUCGCGCAUUGGUACAAAAAAUUUGCAUCUAAGGUCACAAUGGAAAAAGUAUCAAUGGAUCAUUAUAAAAUAGAUUUUCCAUUUAUUAACGAACUCAUGGAAUAGAAUACCGAUUCAAAUGUUGUUUUAAAAAAUAAUUUUAAUACGAACUUGGUUUUAGUUAAAAGUAAAAAAAAAAAAAAAAACUACUUUUAUAGCGCGUAUUUUUGACAUAUCUUCAUGAUACAUUUGACAUCAGUCUAAAUUAGACUCAAUAGAGACCAGAUGUAGAUCUAGAUUUUGAUUUAAAAGUAGGCCUAUUAAAUAAUUUGAACAAAAUUUACAUCUAUAAAUUAUUAAGGAAAUAGUUUAUCAUCUUACAGUUUAAGGGUGCAUAUUUAUUUAUUAUGUAAGCAGUAUUCAUUGGCCUCCUUCAGUCGUAGAACGACUAUGGUUCAUCUCAGAGCACACUUCCUCAUGUGGCUGUGGAGCCCUAUUUUGGAGAGACACUACCGUCCACAGAUAGCACAGGUUAAGUUGGCUUUUGCUUCGGUGGUAGAGGAGCUGGCCGUUUUUCGGAUUGUGCGUUUUUCUUCCUGGGCUGAGACCCAUGUACUUUCACUGUCCAUAGCUUUCUUGGUCACUGUAUCUCUCCACCUGUUGCGGUCUAGAGCUAUGUCUUCCCAAUGGUCAGUAUUGAUGUUCACUGAUUUGAGGUCACGUUUUAUUACAUUUAUGUAACGGAGGUGGGGGCGACCAGUUUUUCUUGUGCCAGUCGCGAGUUGACCAUAGAGGAUGACUUUCGGGAUGCGCUUGUCCUCCAUCCGGCGAACAUGUCCAAGCCAGCGCAAACGCUGUUGUCUGAGGGCUGUAAAGAUUCUGGGAAUACCUGAUCGCGCAAGGAUCUCGGUAUUGCACACUUUUUCUUUCCAUAUGACAUUCAAGAUCCUACGGAGACAUCUCAAAUGGAACGAGUUCAGUUUUCUCUCUUGCUUUGCGUAGGUGGUCCAUGAUUCACUGCCAUACAGUAGUGUACUCAUAACGCAUGCCUUGCAGACUUCUAUUUUGGUCACCGUAGUUAGCUUAUGGUUUUCCCAAACUCUUGGUCUGAGUCUAGCAAAUGUCGAGGCAGCCUUCCCUGUGCGUUUUUUCAUUUCCUCUUCUAGAGACAGGUCAUCUGUAAUUGUGGAUCCCAGAUAGCAGAAUUCGUUUACGGCGUCCAGCUUGUUAUCGUCUAUGAGGAUGGAGGGUGGUGCUAUAGCAGGUGGUCCCAAAACAUUUGUUUUCUUCGUGCUAAUAGUCAAGCCAUAUUCUUUACAGGCCAGAGAGAAGCGAGACAUUAGUGACUGAAGUUCCUCUCACGUGUGUGCCACUACCGCUGCGUCAUCCGCGAAUAGCAUAUCUCUUACGAGGGUGGCUCUGAUUUUAGUUUUGGCCCUCAGUCUGGCAAUAUUUAGGAGUUUGCCAUCAAAUCUGGAAUGGAGAUAGAUGCCUUCAGUGGAUUUGUCAAACGCGUUGUGGAUUAGCAGUGAAAAUAGUAUUCCAAAGAGGGUUGGGGCUAGGACACAUCCUUGUUUAACUCAAUUUAUCGUCACAGAUCACUUUGAAUUUUUCUACCUAUCUCACUAUAAGAUGUUCCUUCAGAGUUGAAGACCAAACCUCCCGCAGGACGACAGGGGAUGGGAGCGGGCAGGGUUUGAACCCUGGACCACCGACAAAUCUGAACGACAGUCCAGCGCGCAAACCGCACGACCAAGCAGCCAUCCAUUUUCUAGAUCGUUAUUAUUUAUUCUACUUUUGCCUGCUAUGUUUGGAACAUAUAUCUUUUGAGAUCCAUAAGCUUUUAAAGUUUAAAAUGUUCGCAAUUUAAUUUUUUUUAAUGGACCUCAUUCACCAAUCGUAAACAAACAACAUUUAGCCACGUGGCGCUCUAUCUCUUCUACAUAAUUUAAGAUCUCAUGUUUAAUUCAUGAUGGUUGUCACGUGACAGUUUUUCCUAUUGCUUUAUCGAUAAGAUCACAUGACUAAAUGUUGUUCGUUUACGAUUGGUGAAUGAGGUCCAUUUUUAAUUUUAUUUUUUUCAUUUCAGAAAAUGGUAAGAAAUUACCAGAGAAAAACACAAGGCUCGUAUGGACAACAAAACUUGACAGAAGCUUUAAAAGCUAUCGCUGAUGGGAUGCCACUUAACAAUGUCUCCGAAAAAAUAACAUUUAUAAUUAUUAAAUAUUUCACUGAUA